This is a messenger RNA of Mangifera indica (mango), 1262 nucleotides long. Its product is annotated as organic cation/carnitine transporter 1. Gene Ontology annotation, biological process: transmembrane transport. Gene Ontology annotation, molecular function: transmembrane transporter activity. Lineage: Eukaryota; Viridiplantae; Streptophyta; Magnoliopsida; Sapindales; Anacardiaceae. Gene Ontology annotation, cellular component: membrane. The record is from RefSeq and is a predicted model, not a curated record.
CAUUCCUCGCUUCCCUUUCUCCAAACAUUUGGAUUUAUGCUUUGCUUCGCUUUUCCAACGGCUUUUCUCGUGCCAGAAUCGGAAUAUGCUGCCUGGUUCUCUCCACAGAAGCAGUCGGCCAUGGCGCGGCCAAGUUGGGCAGUACGGCCUUUUCUUCUUCACAGCCGGCUUUCUUUCGCUUCCCAUGAUAGCUUAUUCAACAAGAACCUGUUGGAGGACACUUUACAAGAUUCUAUCCCUUUUCCCUAUCAUUUACUCCAUCGUCUUUCUCCCUUUUGUAUCUGAAUCGCCUCGGUGGCCCGUCAUGGGGCGAAGCAAAGAAGCUCUGGACGUGUUGAAAAACUUUGCCAGGCUUAAUGGGAAGAAGCUGCCAUCGAAUUUGAGCCUCGCCAAUCCGAACAAGACUGGAUGCGAUGAAGACCCUGCAGAAAGAUCGGCGGCUGGUGCAGACGAGAGCUUGUGGAGGACAAAAUGGGCGGCUCAGAGAAUGAUUUUGGUUAUGGUUACAGGAUUUGGAGUUGGGUUUGUUUAUUACGGGAUUCAACUGAACGUUGAAAACCUCAACUUCGAUCUCUACUUGUCAGUUGCCUUCAAUGGAUUAAUGGAGAUUCCUGCAGUCAUCAUUGGAACCAUUCUCUUGAGCUUCACCAACAGGCGUUCUCUCUUUUCACAAUCCGCAUUUCUAGCCGGAGUCUCCUGCCUUCUCUGCAUAAUUUUCUCCAACAAUGGCGGCCAAAACCGAACACAUGGAGGUAGUCGGGCUCAACUCACCAUUGAAGCAAUUGGGUUCAUGGCAGCUUCAACCGCCUUCGAUGUUUUGUACAUUUACAGCGUCGAGCUCUUCCCCACCAAUGUCAGGAACUUGGCAGUGUCGUUUCUGAGGCAGGCGUUGAUGUUGGGGGCUUCAGUUUCGCCGUUGCUGGUUGUUCUUGGCGGGCUGAGUCCCUCUCUUUCGUUUCUCAUAUUUGGUGGGUUUGCAAUAUUGAGUGGAGUUCUGAGCUUGUAGCUGCCGGAGAUGAAGGAUGCUCCGCUCUGUGAAACGCUGAAGAUGCAGGAAGAAGAAGAGAAACGAACAAGAAAAUUAUCAGGAGAAAAUCAAGUGUUUGAAAUUGGAAAUUGUUAGAGUGAUGAUAAUAUAGAAAAUUUGUAGAAAUUAAUUCAUCGAGGCUUUGCCAAAAUCUGCUCUGAAAAAAGUGUUCAAGGUUCUGCUGGGUUUUACAAAAUGUUUAGGAAAUAGAUAACGGGGAUGUCUGUGCUCAUUU